GGCGCAGGCGCGUUGUUGAACUUCCAGCUCUGACUCCAGAGCUUCACUCAGUCCGGGCGGGCCGACGCGCCGAGUCGCCGGUGGGGACGCGCGCGGGAUUCGGGCGGGCGGGCCGGCCGGCCGGGUGGCGGCAGAGGCGCGGGAGGCGCGAUGGCCGAGGGCAGCGCUGUGUCCGAUCCUCAGCACGCCGCGCGCCUGCUGCGGGCGCUCAGCUCGUUCCGAGAGGAGGCGCGUUUCUGCGAUGCUCACCUGGUCCUCGACGGCGAGGAGAUCCCGGUGCAGAAGAACAUCCUGGCGGCGGCCAGCCCGUACAUCAGGACAAAGUUAAACUAUAACCCUCCAAAAGAUGACGGAUCCACUUAUAAGAUUGAACUUGAAGGGAUAUCGGUAAUGGUUAUGAGAGAGAUCCUGGAUUACAUCUUCAGUGGGCAGAUCAGGUUAAAUGAAAAUACAAUCCAGGAUGUUGUGCAGGCAGCCGACCUGCUACUGCUGACGGACCUUAAAACCCUGUGCUGCGAGUUCCUGGAGGGUUGCAUAGCGGCAGAGAACUGCAUCGGCAUCCGGGACUUUGCCCUGCACUACUGCCUGCACCAUGUGCAUUACCUGGCCACCGAGUACCUGGAGACCCACUUCCGGGACGUCAGCAGCACUGAGGAAUUCCUGGAACUGAGUCCUCAGAAGCUCAAGGAAGUGAUCUCCCUCGAGAAGCUGAACGUGGGCAACGAGAGAUACGUGUUUGAGGCGGUGAUCCGGUGGAUAGCACACGAUGUGGAGAUGAGAAAGGUCCACAUGAAGGACGUCAUGUCAGCACUGUGGGUUUCAGGGCUGGAUUCCAGCUACCUACGCGAGCAGAUGCUGAAUGAGCCCUUGGUGCGAGAAAUUGUCAAAGAGUGUAGCAACAUCCCGCUCAGCCAGCCGCAGCAGGGGGAGGCCAUGCUGGCCAGCUUCAAGCCCAGGGGCUACUCAGAGUGCAUCGUGACCAUUGGAGGGGAAGAAAGAGUGUCACGGAAACCCACAGCUGCCAUGCGAUGUAUGUGCCCUCUCUACGACCCCAACCGGCAGCUGUGGAUUGAACUGGCUCCUCUGAGCAUGCCAAGAAUUAACCAUGGAGUUCUUUCAGCAGAAGGAUUUCUGUUCGUGUUGGGGGGCCAAGAUGAAAAUAAGCAGACGCUGAGCUCGGGAGAGAAGUAUGACCCAGACGCCAACACGUGGACUGCGCUCCCACCCAUGAAUGAGGCGAGACACAACUUUGGGAUCGUGGAGAUAGACGGCAUGCUGUAUGUCCUCGGAGGGGAGGACGGGGACCGCGAGCUGAUUUCCAUGGAGUGUUACGACAUUUAUUCCAAAACCUGGACCAAGCAGCCUGACUUGACCAUGGUUAGGAAGAUUGGCUGCUACGCAGCUAUGAAAAAGAAAAUCUAUGCCAUGGGCGGAGGCUCGUAUGGAAAACUGUUUGAGUCUGUAGAGUGUUAUGAUCCACGGACCCAGCAAUGGACGGCCAUAUGCCCACUGAAAGAGAGGAGGUUUGGAGCAGUGGCCUGCGGGGUUGCCAUGGAGCUCUAUGUAUUUGGAGGCGUCCGAAGUCGAGAGGACAUCCAGGGCAGCGAGAUGGUCACCUGCAAGUCUGAGUUCUAUCAUGACGAGUUUAAGAGGUGGAUCUACCUUAAUGAUCAGAACCUAUGCAUCCCUGCCAGUUCCUCCUUUGUCUAUGGAGCCGUCCCCAUAGGAGCCAGUAUUUAUGUUAUCGGAGACCUUGACACAGGUACCAACUACGACUACGUGCGGGAGUUUAAGAGAAGCACGGGCACCUGGCACCACACGAAGCCACUCCUGCCGUCCGACCUUCGGCGCACAGGCUGCGCAGCCCUGCGCAUAGCCAACUGCAAGCUCUUCCGCCUGCAGCUGCAACAAGGCUUGUUCCGCAUCCGGGUCCAUUCCCCUUGAGGAGGAAGAGGAGCCAAAAGUGAGAUCCUGCCCCAAGUGUAUCAUGUGGCUGGCUGGCAGCAAGCACAGAGAAGCAGCCCCAUCUUGCUGUGUGCUGGGCUUCAGUAUGGUUACUCUUUGGUGGUUUUUUAAUGCUUAGAAGCUCAGGCUUCUGCCCUUGUCUGGAGACGGAGUACUGUUGAAAAACUACCUGGGAGGAAUCAGUUCCUCCAGCCUGGUGCGUCCGUAACCAAGGCUAGUGAGUGUCCUAGGAGAAGGGUGUGGGGGUUGGUGUCAUGUGAAAUAUCAAAGUUAAAGCCCUAAGGUGCAUUUUCCCAGAAGGGAACUCUUACCUGACUGACUGCUGCGUUCCAGUGUGUGUGGCUGUGGUAAACAAACAGAAUCCAUAUAUGCAAACCAACAUACCCGGCACGGCACACACGGCACACGCGGCUGGCCUUGUGCUGCACGGGAGGGUAGAGUGCCUGGCCCCGCCCAGUAAUUGAGGUUUGUGCAGUUAGUUCCCACUUAAUCCUAGUGCUCUGUCUUAAGACUUAAAAACUAUAUUCUGAUGAAUUGAAACUAAGACAAACUCCUCUCUGGCAACAGUCUACCUUAGUAAAGAUUCAGUCUCCCGAGAAGCUCGGGCCUGAACCCUUUUUGUGAGCUUAAAGGAACCGCUCACCAUAAAAGAUCCUGCGCCAGGCCGAGAGAGUUCUGGGGUGGCGCUGUGAGAUCGUCGGGAGCUCAGUCAUAUAUUCUUGCUGUCCACCUGGAAAAGCAGAACCAUUUUCUAUGCUCCAGGCUGUUAGUGCAGAGGAGGCUUCAGACAGAGUCGGGCAAAGGAGAGUUCCGCUAUCACUAAAAACAGAGAGACAUGGAAAAAAAAAAGCUGUCCGGGUACCGUGUAUAGGAAUCAAAAGGUCUGCAUUUGAUCUGUCUGAAAGCACACUCAGUCCUGUUUACUGCUGCUUAGAGCUACAAGCUUGUCUUUGAAUGCAGGCAUGUGUAGAACUGUGUCUUCGUAACAGGCCGCUCCCAAAGCGUAGGAGUUUAGAUGAAUUUUGCUCCCAGUAAUGUUUGCCUGGUAGAAUAAACUACCUCAACUUAAUUUUAUUCUGUUCCCAUUAGUACCCUUCCCCAUCAGUCACCUCCGCUUUCACCCUCCCUUUCACUUCCCCUUAGUCAAAAGAAUUCUUUAGUUAGUGGGAGUUCUCUCGUAAGAUAUUUUGUUUUCCAUUUAGAUUAUGGCACCUUGGUGUGAAACAAGAGACUUGACACACUGGAUUAUUUCAUGGUGUGCAAUGUCAAGUUUCUAGUCAGCUUGACAGAGAGUUCCUCGUUUCUAACUGUUUUCUUCACAUUUCUUUCUCUUAAAGUAGGAGUGUAAAAGGCAACAUUGUACCUUGUGAUUGCUAAAUGUAGAAGUAUAUCCUUUGGUUAUAUUGGAGGACAGGAAUUUCUUCUAGAAACUUCCUACGUGAGAUGUUUAUAUGCAGUUAAAGUGCAUAUAAGACAUCAAUCCUCUUUUCCUAAAAGGGUGGACUCUCUGCAGGAUUUUCUUACACUUGCUGGGAGCCGUCAGCACUAAGAAGUUACUAAAAAGAGGCGGGGGUGGGGUAUAAAAGG
Grammomys surdaster is the source of this 3552-nucleotide messenger RNA. It is a transcript of the gene Gan, whose product is annotated as gigaxonin. The record is from RefSeq and is a predicted model, not a curated record. Bases 151 to 1944 code for a protein of 597 amino acids. Gene Ontology annotation, biological process: cytoskeleton organization. Gene Ontology annotation, molecular function: protein binding. NCBI's taxonomy places the organism in Eukaryota, Metazoa, Chordata, Mammalia, Rodentia, Muridae. The transcript has 11 exons.